Scleropages formosus (Asian bonytongue) is the source of this 1077-nucleotide messenger RNA. RefSeq names its product neuropeptide Y receptor type 6-like. The record is from RefSeq and is a predicted model, not a curated record. The transcript is spliced from 2 exons. Gene Ontology annotation, cellular component: plasma membrane; neuron projection. Lineage: Eukaryota; Metazoa; Chordata; Actinopteri; Osteoglossiformes; Osteoglossidae. Gene Ontology annotation, biological process: G protein-coupled receptor signaling pathway. Gene Ontology annotation, molecular function: neuropeptide Y receptor activity; neuropeptide binding. The annotation marks the transcript as partial.
AUAUCGGAAGUAAUUACAGAUGGAACAAAGCCUGACUUUGCAGAUUAUGACUGUCGGUCUUUCUCGUAUGUCUUACUGGUGCUAGUGGGGGGCUACAUUGUGGUGACUCUUGUCGGACUCUUUGGAAACCUAUGCCUGAUCCACAUUAUCAGGCAGCGGAAGGAAGUGCACAAUGUCACCAACCUCCUCAUUGCAAACCUCUCCCUGUCAGAUGUGCUCAUCUGCAUUAUGUGCAUUCCCUUCACUGUGGUCUACACACUGAUGGACUACUGGGUAUUUGGUGAGACCAUGUGCAAGGUCAGCAAUUUCGUGCAGUGUUUAUCUGUCUCAGUCUCCAGCUUCUCCCUCGUUCUAAUUGCUGUUGAGCGCUAUCAACUUAUUGUCAACCCUCGAGGCUGGAAGCCCAGCAUCUCCCAGGCAUACUUGGGCAUUGUCUUCAUCUGGCUGGGCUCUGCCAUCCUGUCUGCACCCUUUUUAGUGUUCUUCCAGCUUACAGAUGAGCCUUUCAGAAACAUCUCCCAGACUUUCUAUCGAGGCAAGUAUGCCUGCAUAGAUAACUGGCCAUCAGAGUUUAACCGGUUGGGUUUUACCACUGUUCUGUUGGGGGUUCAGUACUUUGCACCACUCUGCUUCAUCUUUGUGUGCUAUGUGAAAGUGUUUGUGUGCCUGCGACGUCGCAGUGGUCUAGUGGAGCAUCUCCGAGAGAGUGAGUCCAGGCUGAGCGAAAGUAGGCGCAUCAGUGCCAUGCUGGUGUCCAUUGUGCUCACCUUUGCUGUCUGCUGGCUUCCACUUAACAUCUUCAACCUCAUCUUUGACUGGCACCAUGAGGCUCUGCUCAACUGCCACCACAACUUGGUCUUUACCUUAUGCCACUUGGUGGCCAUGAUUUCUACCAGCAUCAACCCCAUAUUUUAUGGCUUGCUCAAUAAGAACUUCCAGAAGGACCUCAACAAUAUUAUACGCCAGUUGAAGUGUGACUCCAGCUCAGAGGAGUAUGAAAACAUCAGGAUGACAAACAAACACACAGAUGUCUCCAUGGGUUUGUUAAGGCUCAGUGUUGCCAAUAACAGCGCUUGA